AUGCAGAUUCUACACUUUGAUAUCAAGCCGCACAACAUCCUUCUUGACACCAAUUUUUUCCCAAAAAUUGCUGAUUUUGGCCUUGCCAAGCUAUACCCAAGGGACAACAGUUUUGUGCCGUUGAGCGCCCUAUGGGGAACAAUCGGGUACAUAGCUCCUGAGAUGAUAUCCCGGAGCUUUGGCGUCAUAUCCAGCAAGUCUGAUGUUUACAGCUUCGGGAUGUUGCUGUUGGAGAUGGCUGGAGGACGCAGGAACGCUGACCCGAACGCGGCAAACUCAAGCCAGGCAUUCUACCCAUCAUGGGUGUUUGACCGGCUAACUAAACAUGAACCGGGUGAGAUAUCUGCUGAGAUGCAUGAAUUGGAGAGGAAGUUGUGCCUUGUUGGUCUGUGUUGCAUCCAAAUGAAGUCCCACGAUCGGCCUGAGAUGAGCGAAGUCAUAGAGAUGCUCGAAGGGAGCGUUGAUAGCGUGCCGGUGCCUUCAAGGCCAUUCUUCUGUGACGAUGAGCACAGCCCUGUAGUGGAGCCUUACCAUUUCCUCUCUGAGCUGACUACCAUUUCGGAGGAGGGUGAGUGA
Molecule: messenger RNA, 576 nt
Organism: Triticum turgidum subsp. durum (durum wheat)
Lineage: Eukaryota; Viridiplantae; Streptophyta; Magnoliopsida; Poales; Poaceae
Source: the annotation of a GenBank genome assembly